AUGGAACCACAGACAACAAGAGUAAAACCCACCGAGACGCCCGAUCAGUCAGUGCAAAUAGAAGGCAUCAACUCAUCAGUACCGCCAGCAAGUCUAGAGACAAUUCUUCGUCGAAUUCCCAUGCCUACUGUCAACCUCCCACUUCUAGCCACUGCUCUUCUCCAAUCCGCUCUAGCUGCCGCCCUCUCUAAGAGCGCUCUCGAUUUUCUUAAUAUAGCAACACAAACAGUGCCACCUGUUGAGGUGCCCUUGGAUUUGAGGACAAUGAAUCAACCAAACACUCCGAAGGGCCAAAAAAUUCCGGAAACAGACGAACCCGAAACCGCAGAACCACUGCCUUUGCUCAAGAGACAGAAACUCAUGACUGAGAAUGAACAAAAGCCAUCGGAAAAUGUGCAACACCCAUUCAUCCUCAUAAAUCCCUACUUUUUGCCAGUAGUGUCGGUGCCAGAAUCGGAAGGGCCACUGGAUUUUUCGAACCCCACGGAACAUCACUGCACAUAUCCAGGUUGUAAUAAGACCUUCCGUUAUAACCAUGCACUGAUAAAUCACUAUCGAAUUCAUACAGGUGAAAAGCCCUAUUCCUGUGACUACCCUGGCUGUAAACAGGCCUUUGCACGACAAUCUAAUCUCCUUACCCAUCGAAUGAUUCACCUGAACCGAGCCAUGCGCAAGACUUUUGCCUGCACAGUACCAGGUUGCGAGAAAAAUUUCCUCAAGAAGACCAACCUUGAUGAUCACAUGAACUUACACCUCAACAAGCGACCCUACAGUUGCGAUUACCCUAAUUGUGGCAAGUCUUUUCGAUGUCGGAGUAACUUGAGUGGACACAAAAGAGUGCAUGCACGGGAGGCAGAAAAAGAGAAAGCAAAUCGACCCUCACCGUUAGAGAGAAAGAUCGACACAAUUUUGGCUAAGGCACGUGCCAGCGUGGCCAAUCAAAGCGUGGCUGAGGGGGAGAGGAGGAGAGGGGAGGGCAGAGCAUCUCAAUAA
Hydatigera taeniaeformis is the source of this 993-nucleotide messenger RNA. The record is from the annotation of a GenBank genome assembly. NCBI's taxonomy places the organism in Eukaryota, Metazoa, Platyhelminthes, Cestoda, Cyclophyllidea, Taeniidae.